This is a messenger RNA of Micromonas pusilla CCMP1545, 875 nucleotides long. RefSeq lists its product as uncharacterized. The transcript is spliced from 2 exons. The coding region runs from base 11 to 769 and encodes 252 amino acids. The record is from RefSeq and is a predicted model, not a curated record. Lineage: Eukaryota; Viridiplantae; Chlorophyta; Mamiellophyceae; Mamiellales; Mamiellaceae.
CGCGAGCGUCAUGAACGUCACCGCGUCCGCGCCGCUGUCGUCGCGCGUCGCCGUCCGCGGCGCGAACCGCGCGCGUCUCGUCAGAUGCGCGUCUCCCGUCGUCGUCGCGAGGGCGACGACGCGCCAUCGCGCGCGGAUAAAUCUGACCGUCCGCGCGGCGGACGCGGAGGGCGCGGCGGAGGAGACCGAGGACGACUUCGAGGCGCGCCUCGGCGCGCUCCGCGGGAAGCGCUCCAAGCGCGCGGUCUCGGACGUCGCGCGCAAGGAGAAGGACUUCGGCGCGCCGACGUCGUCCUCGUCCGCGUCCCCCGCGGGGACGAAGAAGCGCAAGGGCGUGCGCGACUUCACGACGGUCGGGGACGUCUCCGAGCCGUCCGGAAAGAACUGGGGUCCCGAGACGAUCCUGUACGAGGGGCCGCCCGCGCGCGGGGAGAUCAUCGCGAACGUCGCGAUGUCGUGGACCGUGGUGUGGAUCCCGCUCACGAUCGCCGCCAUCGGACGCGGGCUGUGGAGCUCGUACAAGAUCACGGACAAGCGCGUGGUCGUCAUCUCCACGUCCCCGCUGAGAAUGGAACGCGUGGACGUGCCGUUGGACGAGAUCGUCGACAUCAUCGCCGUCGGCCGCGGCGUCGGGUUGUGGGGGGACGUCGUCAUCACGUUGAAAAACAAGGAGAAGAUCGAGAUGCGGUCUCUGCCGAACUUCAAGGACGUGGAGGCGCACAUCAAGAAGUACAUGGGCACGGCGGAUCCCGAGUUCGCGCAGAUUUAAUUAAUACUUUGUACGGCCGCGAGGAGGCGUCGUACCGUAGGCGGGCCUGCCGUAAACGACGACGACUCGACGCGUUAUUAAUACGAUACGAUACGCGCGAUAACAC